This is a messenger RNA of Zea mays, 2832 nucleotides long. RefSeq names its product protein MODIFIED TRANSPORT TO THE VACUOLE 1. The record is from RefSeq and is a predicted model, not a curated record. Gene Ontology annotation, cellular component: trans-Golgi network membrane. The transcript has 5 exons. Gene Ontology annotation, molecular function: ubiquitin binding; phosphatidylinositol binding. Lineage: Eukaryota; Viridiplantae; Streptophyta; Magnoliopsida; Poales; Poaceae. The coding region runs from base 289 to 2349 and encodes 686 amino acids.
AAACGAAACGCUUGUUGUUGUUGUUGGUUGCACAGGGAGGCACAAAGAGUGGCAAAGCAAAGGGCAAUGGGCAGGCAGACCCGCGCGGCCAUCCUCCUCUAGAACCUUCCACGGCCCCACCUCCUCCUUCGUUCCUCCGCUCACCCCAACCCUCCUCGGCUCCUCCCUCCACGCCUCUCCUCGUCGACGAGCGGACCCGGUCUACGCCCCCGACCCCCACCCCCGUCCCUGCCCCCGUCCCCGCCCCCUCCCGAUCCCAGAUCCCGCCCUCCCAUCGGGGCAUCAGCCAUGGAUCAGAGCCGGCGGGCGGUGGAGUCGUACUGGCGAUCGCGGAUGGUGGACGGUGUCACGGCCGACGACGACAAGGUCGCGCCCGUCUACAAGCUCGAGGAGAUCUGCGAGCUCCUGCGCGCCUCCGACGCCAGCAUCGUCAAGGAGGUCGCCGAUUUCGUCCUCAAGCGCCUUGACAACAAGAGCCCCCUCGUCAAGCAGAAGGCUUUAAGGUUGAUCAAAUACGCAGUUGGAAAAUCUGGUACUGAUUUCAAGAGGGAGAUGCAAAGGCACUCAGCGGCUAUGCGCCAACUAGUUCAUUACAAAGGCCACCCUGAUCCCUUAAGAGGGGAUGCCCUUAAUAAGGCUGUUCGCGAAACUGCGAAUGAGGCUAUAGCUGCAAUUUUCUCCACAGAGGACCCUAAACCUGCUGUUGCAACCGAAAGUCUUGGCAAGCGCAUACAGGGCUUUGGAAAUACUAAUUACGAGCCAUCUAGAGAUGACAAGAAGUCUUUCCUUAGCGAGCUUAGCGAGGUAGUGGGUAUUGGAAGUGCAUCCAUUAAGCAGGGGUUGAGCAACUUUGCUGCAGCGCAUGCAAUGAUGACAAAUGACAAUGGUAGCACAUACAGGAGCCCUAAUCUCCGUAGAUCUUUGACCACGGAAUCUGAAAGAUAUGGUCGGUAUGAUCCAAGUGAAAUUCAACGUGAGAGCCGAGCCUCAUCUGAUGCUUCAAAGAAUGCACCUUCUGGUCCUUGGGGUCCAACUUCCAGUUCUACACCAACUGAUGAAACUAGCUCAAGUCAACCAGGGAUUAAGACUCGUGAAGAAAGACUUCUAGAGACAAUUGUUACUGCAAGUGGUGUGCGAUUGCAACCAACGCGAGAUGCUCUGCAAAUUUUUUUCGCAGAAGCUUCCAAAUUGGAUGCAGUUGCCUUGAGCCGUGCACUUGAGAGCAAACUGAAUUCUCCAUUAUGGCAGGUUCGCAUGAAGGCUAUUUGUGUGUUAGAAGCCAUUGUAAGGAAACAGGAUACUGAUCCUUACUCUAUCAUCGCUUCAUAUUUCACUGAGAACACAGCUUCUGUUGUUAAAUGCUCUGAGCUGCCACAGGUUUCUCUCAGAGAGAAAGCCUCAAAGGUCUUGAAUAUGCUGAUUGGGGAACAACCUACCGGAACCGCAGCAACAAAAGCUGCGAUGCCCACACCUGUUCAGAUGCCUGAUUUGAUCGAUACAGGUGAUCAAGAUGAUCUGGCAACAAGUUCUGGACAUGCAAGCAUUGAACAGAAUUCUGGGAACAGUGCAUAUGUUUCUUCAGUUGAUGAUUUGCUUGGUGGUGAACCUAUUUCUGAUACAAGUGUCACUGCUGAUAGUAAUGGAAGCGACCCAUUUGCAGAUGUAUCAUUCCAUGAGGCAGAGACUAAGGAGACUAAUGAUCUGUUCUCAGGGUUGACAGUAGAAGAGAAAUCAUCAACUACCAUGCAUGAUAGUUCUUCGGACAAAAAUGAAUUACCAGAUAUCUUUGGCAGCUCCCCUGAUUCUUUCAACCAGGGUAGUGUUACUGACCAAGGAACUGUCAAUGAUUUGAUUGCUGGCUUGAACCUUAAUGGAACAGGCCAUGCUCAGUCUGCAGUUAAAGCAGAACCCAAUAGCAACAGUGGUUCACAGUUCUUUGAUACAAAAAAUGAGUCCGGCCAUGUGCCAAGUGCUGCAACAUUGAAUGACAUUCUUGGUCAAAACUCGCUUUACCAACAGCAGCAGACUCCAUUGCAGUACAGCUUUCCUCAACAUAUGAUGCUCAAUCAAUCAUUUCCUGGACAACAAUUAAAUUAUGGUGCCAUGGGGAUUCUUCUUGCUCAGCAGCAGCAGUUACUGCAAAGUUUUGGAAAUUUCAAUGCUGGACUUGGGAAUUCUUCUUUCAAUUCGAUGAACGGUGGGAAUACAUCUGUGCUUCCAGAUAUUUUCAAUUCAAGUAAUCAACCUCAAAAUCAUGUUGCAGUGAUGAGCAGUUCGAAGAAAGAUGACAAUAAAGCUUUUGAUUUUGUUUCGGAUCACCUUGCAGCAGCACGUGGUUCAAGAAAGUGAAACAGGAAGCAAUGAACAUGUCCAGAUGCUGGAAAGAGCUCAAGUAUUUGAUGGACACAAUAGCUGGGAAUUCCAAAAACUGCAUCUCGUCACAGCCUCGCAGAUUGGAUGCGUGAUUCACACGGCUGGUUUGGCAUUGUUUGAACACAUGAGAAGGAAGGGUUGUUCCAUACGGUUGGAAGACGAGAUGUUGCGUUGUGUACUAUGUAUUUAGACGAAGACUGUUCUUUUUUACGCUGAAAAAUAAAUUGCAUCUUCCGUCUUUCUUUGUGUUGUGCUCCUUUUCUCUAUCCUUUUUCUUUUCUAGAAAAAAAAAGAGUGAGACACUAUACGUGUUUGUUACCUGCAGGUUUUAUGUUUCUUUUCUGUACAAGUAUAUGGAGGAUUUUUUUGGUGGCAAUUGUAAAGCUUUGGAACGUGAAUAAGAGGGUGCAGUAUGAUAUGUGCUGCUACAUGAUCCUGGCAAUGCUGCCUCGUGAUAUU